ACUAAUGGCUGGAACAAUACUCACGAGCGAUAUUGGGGCAAUUCGUUAAACGUUCGUUACGGUUUUUUGUAAAAUAGGAGAUACUUAUUAAUUUUCAAAAUGUCUUAUAUGCUCCAACAUUUACGUAAUGGAUGGCAAGUGGAUCAGGCUAUAUUGUCAGAAGAAGAUCGCGUAGUAAUUAUAAGAUUUGGCCAUGAUUGGGAUCCACAAUGUAUGGUUAUGGAUGAAACUCUCUACAAGGUUGCUGAGAAGAUAAAAAAUUUUGCAGUUGUCUAUCUAGUAGAUAGUACGGAGGUACCAGAUUUUAAUAAAAUGUACGAACUUUACGAUCCAUGUACAGUCAUGUUCUUCUAUCGAAAUAAACAUAUAAUGAUCGAUUUGGGCACGGGUAAUAAUAAUAAAAUCAAUUGGGCUAUGUCGGAUGAACAAGAAUUUAUUGAUAUUGUUGAGACGGUAUUUAGAGGAGCUAGGAAAGGAAGAGGUUUGGUCGUAUCACCCAAGGACUACUCGACUAAAUAUAGAUACUGAAGUGUUUGUAAUUCUGAAAAUAAAUUAGUAGUGUUUUUUUCUGUAUUGUUCUUAAUUAGUGGCUUAUUGAUCAAAUUUCUUCGAUAAGUAAUGCUCUUCGGGAAGAGACGAUAGUCGUCUAGCAGCUUCUUCGGCAGUUAUAUCUCGUUGAGCGUUUGCUAACAUUUCGUAGCCAACCAUGAACUUUUUAACGUUGGAAGACCGAAGUAAUGGAGGAAAAUAUAAUGCGUGUAAUUGCCAAUGCUCUUCCGAAUUUCCUUCUAGACGACUUCCUGUUGGCGCUUGAUGCCAACCCAUAGAAUAGGGAAACGAUGUCUCAAAUAAAUUGUCGUAUUUGACCAAUAGUAGUUUCAUUGCUAGAGCUAAAUCUUUUCUUUGGUCUAUAUUUAAAUCUUGUAGUCUUAAAACGUGUUGUUUCGGUAUUAACAUACUCUCAAAAGGCCAUACAGCCCAGAACGGAACCAAUGCUACCCAAUGGUUCGUUUCUACUAUUAUGCGCUCUUUCUUUUCUAAUUCUUUAGACAGAUAAUCGCAGAGCAGCGGCUUGCGAUGCUUUUCAAAGUAUUCUCUUUGCUUUUUGUCUUUGACACGUAUUUCCUGUGGUAAAAAAGAGGAAGACCAUACUUGACAGUGGGGGUGAGGGUUAGAGCAGCCCAUAACGGCGCCUUUAUUCUCAAAUAUUUGUACCCAUAAAUAAUCGGGUGACAGCUGCCUCAUGAGAUCAAUCCAACUGUCGAUAACCGACCCAAUUUGUCCUGGGUCCAUAGUUGCUAAACUUAGAUUGGAAAAUGGAUGGAAACACAUAACUUUACACGAGCCACGGGCGGCUUCCACUUUAAACAAGUCAUCUUCAUUCUCCUCAGGUGCCGGCCCUUCAAAGAGAAGAGCCGGGAAGUCAUUGUCAAAUAUAUAGGUCGAUGUAUAGUUUGGAUUUUUCGAGCCAUUUGAUCGGACAGCUCCUGGGGACAAAGGGUUAUUUGGAUCGUGUCUCGGAACUAGAGAACUCUGUGUGGGCUUUUCAACUUGCCCAGUCCAAGGUCUACUCAUUCUAUGUGGGCUGACGAGUAUCCAUUCAUCCUUGAGCGGAUUAUACCUUCUAUGAGGGUGUUUAGACAAUUCAAAUUGCAUAUUUUUUAAUAACUCUGAUAAUAUUAACGCCUUCCGAUACUAGCGACACCUAUAUAUCUUCCUGCAAUAAUUUCGACAUUAUCGCUCUUACUGGAGCGGCAUAAUCUAAUAAAAAUCUAAUAAUA
Molecule: messenger RNA, 1781 nt
Organism: Dimorphilus gyrociliatus
Lineage: Eukaryota; Metazoa; Annelida; Polychaeta; Dinophilidae
Source: the annotation of a GenBank genome assembly